Messenger RNA from Lactuca saligna, 1848 nucleotides. The record is from the annotation of a GenBank genome assembly. NCBI's taxonomy places the organism in Eukaryota, Viridiplantae, Streptophyta, Magnoliopsida, Asterales, Asteraceae.
UAAAAGUCAACUUUUACCUAUCAUACAGAGGAUCAACCCAAUAUUAUACGGGUUAUGAGGUUGAAGCUGCUUACCAGUUUUUAUCUUUCUCCUCUUGUUACUUUUCGUCUUCCUCAUCUUGUUACUCCGGUUGAAGAGUUCCAAUGACCUCCCCAAACACUAAGAGGUGCUACUGUGAGAAUCUAGCCAUGGAAAGAACGUCAUGGAGUUAGGAUAACCUCGGUUGUCGAUUUUGGAACUGUCGAAACUCAUUGCGUGCUAAUGACAGUGAUAGUGAUCUUACUCACAUGGAGAAUUUUGGAUUCGUUGUGGUUCAAACCAAAGAAGAUCGAGAAAUUUCUAAGAGCUCAAGGCCUGAAAGGCAACUCCUACAGAUUUAUGUUCGGAGACUCGAAAGAGAUAGCACAAAUGACACGCGAAGCCAAAUCUAAACCCAUCCAUCUCAAAGAUGAUAUCGCGCCUCGGGUUUUGCCCUUUGUUCAUAAAUCAGUUGCUGAUUAUGGUAAGAUUUGUUUUACAUGGAUGGGACCCAGACCUACGGUGCAAGUGACCGAACCCGCCAUGAUAAAAGAGAUAUUAGCUGAUUAUUAUAAAUUUCAGAAGUCGAGAGGAAAUCCAUUAUUUAGGAAGCUAAUGAAAGGGCUAGUAGAUGUUGAAGGUGAUCAAUGGAUCAAACACAGAAAAAUUAUCAAUCCUGCAUUCAACAUCGAGAAGCUCAAGCAAAUGAUACCUGCCUUCUAUACGAGUUGCGAUGAAAUGAUAAACAAAUGGAAAAACUUGCUUAUAAAAGAAAGCUCAUGUGAAGUUGAUGUCUGCCCUUAUAUCGAAACAAUGUCCAAUGAUGUAAUUUCACGUACAGCUUUUGGUAGUAGUUUUGAAGAAGGAAGAAAAAUAUUUGAACUUCUACACGAAAUGCUAGUGUUGAUUGUAAAGUCUAUACAGUCUGAUAUCUUUCCAGGAUCAAGGUUUUUGCCAACAAAACGCAACAAAAGGAUAAAAGAGAUUGACAAAAAAGUCAAAGAUUCGAUAAAGGGUAUUGUUAAUAAACGACUUGUUGCAAUGAAAGCAGGAGAAAAUAGUAACGAUGACCUUUUGGGAAUUCUUUUGAGAUCCAAUCAUGAAGAAAUUAAGCAAGAUGGAAAUAAAAACUCAGGGCUAAGUAUCGAAGAAAUUAUUGAGGAAUGCAAGCUCUUUUAUGUUGCUGGACAAGAAACCACUAGAAAUUUACUGAUUUGGACUAUGGUUUUAUUGGGUCAACACACGAAUUGGCAAACUCGCGCUAGAGAUGAAGUUUUACAUCUUUUUAGGGACAAAAAACCGGAUUUUGAGGGGUUAAGUCAUCUAAAAGUGGUUAACAUGAUUUUCAAUGAAGUUUUAAGGCUAUAUCCAUCCGUGUCCUUCUUAGGACGUAUAAUACAUAAAGAAACCAAAUUAGGAGACAUAAUGUUGCCAGCUGGAACUCUUCUUCAUAUAAAUGUAUUGCUUUUACACUAUGAUUAUGAAAUAUGGGGUGAUGAUGUGAAGGAAUUCAAUCCUGAGAGAUUUUCUGAAGGGGUAUCAAAGCUCUUCCCUUUUCUUUCCCCUAAUGACAAUGGCGCCGAUUGUAAAUCCCGACUUGAAACUCCUCGAUUUGUUUUGUUUGGCCAUUUUCUGGGAGUUUACGGCCUUCCAUGCUUCACAAAUCGGAGCGGAAUUGAAACCACUGUCGCACUGACGCCCAACAACGCUGAUUCACGGCCUUUGGCAGUUCCCCCGAUUCUCCCAUCCAUUCCAUCACUGAAAAUCACAUUUCGUGAAUACAUACAGGUAUGUAUAAUAAGGGUGGAAACAAAUGGCAAAAGCGAUUGA